GUCAUCGCCGUUUGUUGAUGUCUCCUCACAGCAUGUCCGACAGCUUGUCUGACUGACUCUUUCUCUUCGGUGGAGGCUCGACGUUUCCGCAUUGCUGCGUUUGUCAACGCUGUGACCAGUUUAUAAAGUUAGCUCUCUUUCUCUAUUUUUUUCCCCCUGCUUUGAUACCGGAUGGAUUGCUCCGUUUGAGUCCCGCUAAAACGUUGUGCGGAAGAUUUUUUUUGGCCACCUUCUCCCAGUUUGUCCGCAUACUGUAGCGUCUUAUUAGGAUCAACGAGGCAAAUAUAAGUAUGCACUAAAAUACACGUUUUAAAGCGUUUUGUUUGGCGGCAAGAGAGGGAAAAAAAGUUGCAAGUCGAAGGAGGAGGAUUAUGCGCUGAACGCUGAACAUUUCUGGAAAACAGGUUACUGAAGUGGAGAUAAACUCCAGUGAGGUCAACUAGGAGUCCUAUCCGCCCAAUACCGGCCUCCAACCCCUGCUUCAGACACUUCCCCUCCCACACAACAUAAUGGAUCUAAAGGAUCGAAGACAUCACUCCCUGACCUGCUCCAAGGACGCCCCUUACAACACCUCAUCCCUGGAUGCAGAGGACUGUCGCGUGCCGACCCAGAAGUCAUACAGUUCCAGCGAGACGCUCAAGGCUUUUGAGCACGAGCAAAGACUUCACUACAGUGGCUGCGUGACUGACCUUGUUCACCACGAGGCUGAUGAGUACCCAAGACAAGGCCUCCUGGAGUUUUCUCCCGUCCUUCGAUACUUCAUCUCAGUGGGAGGAAGACAACCGAAGAAGAAGGCAACUGGGGGGAACUUUACCCUGGCUGAACUGGGAGUAUGCAAUCAAACACCUGCCCCUCAUCCUGCCGCUGUCCCCUACUGUUCUGAACUGGGGCUCCUCCAAAGAGGCUAUUCCCUCAGUGCCGGCUCUGAUGCAGACUCUGAUCCAGACGGCCCCCUGUCACCGGACAGAGCCAUCCAGCUUUGGGCUGGAGGAGGAAGGGUAAAGUCCCGUCGCAGCUCUGGAGUGUCAAGUCACGAAAACUCCGCCCUGACCCUCACCGACUCUGAGAAUGACAACAAGUCUGACGACGAAUCAGAUGAUGAAGAGAAUGAUGAUCCAUUUGGAGACUAUGUGAUCAGUCGCCCAAUGCCUCCAACCUCUUCCUCUUCCCUCCUCCCUCCGUCCCAUCCGUCCUCCUCGUCCGCCCCACAUCACCCAUCCCCUGGCCCGUCUCCGCCCAUCAGGGAGUGCCAGGUUCCCCUCCUGGAGAAAAACUCCACCCAUUCUCACCUGGAGCCCCACCCAGAAGACUCAUAUUUGCUCCGGGCCCAGCCGUCCUCCACGGGGGUCGCCAACCACCACACCCAGUCCAAACUACGCCCUCCACUGCCCCCUCCACACAACCAUCACACCUUGUCGCACCAGUCUGCAAACAGCCUAAACAGAAACACCCUGCGAGCGGGACGCAACCCCAUUCACGCACCAGCACCUGGAACCGGAGACGGACCCACCACUCCCGAGUCUGUGCAGCUCCAAGACAGCUGGGUGCUCAACAGCAAUGUCCCACUAGAAACCAGGCACUUCUUAUUCAAGACAUCGUCCGGGACCACCCCGUUGUUCAGUAGCUCGUCUCCCGGCUACCCUCUCACUUCUGGAACAGUGUAUUCUCCGCCCCCUCGCUUGCUACCCAGAAACACAUUUUCCCGAUCGGCCUUCAAGCUAAAGAAGCCUUCCAAGUACUGCAGCUGGAAAUGUGCCGCGGUGACUGCCAUUGCUGCAGCUGCCCUGCUGGCCAUCCUAUUGUCCUACCUUAUCGCAAUCAACCUGCUGGGUUUGACAUGGCAACUGAAGCCAUCGGACAGCCCCGUGUUAAACAACGGACUGGGGGCCGCUGUGCCUGUGAACAGUGAUGUGCCCACGCUGCCUUCUGGAGGCAGAGUGUCUUUCCCCCUCACUCCAGGUCCAUGGGCGGGACGGAACAGCAGCAUAGACACAGGCGACAUUGACGUAGGGAGGAGAGUGACCCAAGAAGUCCCGGCUGGUGUAUUUUGGAGGUCCCUGCUGUACCUCAGUCAAGCCCAGUUCCUCAAGUUCAACAUUUCCUUGGGCAAGGAUGCCCUUUUUGGAGUUUAUAUUCGUAAGGGCCUGCCCCCCUCACAUGCACAGUAUGAUUACAUGGAACGUUUGGAUGGGAAGGAGAAGUGGAGUGUGGUCGAGUCUCCACGUGAGAGGAGGAGCAUCCAGACUGUGGUCCUUAAUGAGGCGGUGUUUGUCCAGUACCUGGAUGCUGGAGCCUGGCAUCUGGCCUUUUACAAUGACGGUCGUGAGAGGGAGACAGUUUCCUUCAGCACAAACAUCAUGGAUUCCGUGCAAGAGUGCCCGCGCAAUUGCCAUGGUAACGGAGAGUGCAAUUCUGGCGUAUGCCAUUGCUUCCCAGGAUUCCAUGGUAUGGACUGCUCCAAAGCGGCAUGCCCUGUGCUGUGCAGUGGCAACGGCCAGUACGACAAGGGCUUCUGUGCGUGUUACAGUGGCUGGAAAGGACCUGAAUGUGAUGUCCCUGUCACACAAUGCCUUGACCCUCUUUGCAGCGGCCACGGCAGCUGCACCAAUGGCAACUGUGUGUGCUCCAUCGGUUACAAAGGGCAGAGCUGUGCUGAAGUGGAUUGCCUGGACCCGACUUGUUCCAACAAUGGCAUCUGUUUGAAUGGGGAGUGCCACUGUAAGCCAGGCUGGGGAGGUCUCCACUGUGAGCUGCCCCGGGCUCAGUGUCCGGACCAGUGCCAUGGCCAUGGUGCCUUCAUCCCAGACACCGGGCUGUGCAGCUGUGAUCCUAACUGGAUGGGACCUGACUGCUCUAUGGAGGUGUGUUCCGUAGACUGUGGAACGCAUGGAGUGUGUAUGGGUGGAGCUUGUCGCUGCGAGGAUGGCUGGACGGGUGCAGGCUGUGACCAGCGUGUGUGCAACCCGCUUUGCAUCAAACAUGGAACCUGCAAGGAUGGCAAGUGUCAGUGUCACCAGGGCUGGAAUGGAGAGCACUGCACCAUUGACCAUGGGAGCAUGGUUGACAAAGCAGAUGGCUGUCCUAACCUAUGUAAUGGGAAUGGGCAGUGCACCAUGGGACAGCAGAGUUGGCAUUGUGAAUGUCAAACUGGUUGGAGGGGCCCUGGGUGCAGUGUUGCCAUGGAGACCUCCUGCGCCGACAACAAGGACAACGAAGGAGGUGAACAGGGGCAAACAGAAAAAAAUGCAUGGAUGGUGAUUACCAUUUGCAAAAAAAGAAAAGAUGGACUAACAGACUGCAUGGACCCAGAUUGCUGUAUCCAGAGUCCCUGUCAAAACAGUCCACUGUGCCGAGGCUCCCGCGACCCUCUGCAAGUUAUUCAACAGAUCCCCUUGUCCCAGACCCGUGUCCACUCCUUCUACGACCGUGUCAAGAUGCUUGUGUCACGGGAUGGCACCCAUGUCAUUCCUGGAGAAAACCCUUUCAACUCCAGUUUGGCAUCUCUUAUCCGGGGUCAGGUGUUGACGACAGAUGGAACACCUUUGGUGGGGGUGAACGUGUCUUUUGUCAACUACCCCCACUACGGAUACACGCUGACGCGACAGGAUGGAAUGUUUGACCUGAUAGCUAACGGUGGGGCAUCACUGACUCUGCGAUUCGAACGUGCCCCCUUCCUGAGCCAGGAGCGCACCGUGUGGCUGCCCUGGAGCCAGUUUUAUGCUAUGGACACUGUGGUGCUUAAGACAGAAGAGAACACAAUCCCUGGCUGUGACCUGAGUGGCUUCAUCAGGCCUGAUCCUCUUGUGAUUGCAUCCCCUCUCUCCUCCUUCUUCAGCUCCAAGCCAGGGGAGAAACCCAUCAUACCGGAGACACAGGUGCUGCAUGAGCAAAUUGAGGUGCCUGGCACAAGUCUAAAGUUGUGCUACCUAAGUUCUAGGACACAGGGUUACCGCUCCCUGCUCAAGGUGACCAUGACCCCUGCCAUGGUGUCCAUGGGUCUGCUGAAGGUUCAUCUCAUGGUCGCAGUGGAGGGCCACCUCUUUCAGAAGUGGUUCCAUGCCUCGCCGAAUUUAGCCUACACUUACAUCUGGGAUAAGACGGAUGCGUAUGGGCAGAGGGUCUACGGCCUUUCUGAGGCUGUUGUGUCUGUGGGCUAUGAGUAUGAGUCAUGUGCCAGUCUCAUUCUGUGGGAGAAAAGGACCGCCAUCCUGCAAGGCUACGAACUGGAUCCCACCAAUCUGGGUGGCUGGUCACUGGACAAGCACCAUAUACUCAACAUACGAAGCAGCAUUCUUCACAAGGGAAGUGGAGAAAACAUAUUUGUGGCAGAGCAGCCUCCAGUCAUCAGCAGCAUUAUGGGCAAUGGUCGCAGGCGAAGCAUCUCCUGCCCCAGCUGUAACGGCCUCGCGGAUGGCAACAAGCUGCUCGCACCAGUCGCCUUGGCGAUGGGCAUCGACGGCAGCCUCUACGUGGGGGACCUCAACUUCGUACGCAGGGUUUUCCCAUCCAUGAACACCACUGGCAUUCUGGAAUUAAGGAACAAAGAUUUUAGACACAGUAAUAAUCCAACAAAUAAGUACUUCCUGGGAGUUGAUCCAUUAUCUGGGGCAGUGUUCAUCUCAGACACCAACUCACGACGAAUUUAUCGUGUUCGAACAUUAACGGGGGGCCGCUUGCUGUCUGACAAUGCUGAGGUUGUGGCUGGGACCGGAGAGCAGUGUCUGCCCUUUGAUGAACGCUGUGGCGAUGGCGGCAAAGCCACUGAAGCUACACUUAUGAGCCCAAAAGGUAUCGCUGUGGAUAAAAAUGGGCUCAUGUACUUUGUGGACGCUACUAUGAUCCGUAAGGUGGACCAAAACGGCGUCAUCUCCACUUUACUGGGGGCCAACGAUUUGACUGCCGUGCGACCACUGAGCUGUGACACCAGCAUGGACGUGAGCCAGGUACGCUUGGAGUGGCCCACCGAUUUAGCAGUGAAUCCCAUGGACAACUCUCUCUAUGUCCUGGAGAACAAUGUCAUUCUGCGCAUUACUGAGAACCAUCAGGUGAGCAUCAUAGCAGGUCGGCCUAUGCACUGCCAGGUGCCAGGUAUUGACUAUAGCCUCAGCAAACUGGCUAUCCAUGCUGCUCUUGAAAGCGCCACAGCAAUUGCACUGUCCCACACUGGCAUUCUAUACAUCGCUGAAACAGAUGAGAAAAAGAUUAACCGAGUUCGACAGGUAAGCAACAAUGGAGAAAUCUCACUUUUGGCUGGAGCUGCCUCUGACUGUGACUGCAAGAAUGACGUCAACUGCAACUGCUUCUAUGGCGACGAUGGCUAUGCCCCGGAUGCCGGCUUGAACUCUCCUACCUCCUUGGCAGUGUCCCCUGACGGGACGCUCUUCAUUGCAGACCUCAACAACAUACGAAUCAGAGCUGUACGAGCCAAUCGGCCCGGUCCUGCCGUCUCUCGCCCAGUAUUUGGAGGAAUUGGUGGGGCGCAGUAUGAAGUGGCCUCACCCAGGGAACAGGAGCUGUAUGUCUUCAAUAGAGAGGGGCUCCAUGUUCAAACCAUUAGUCUUGUGACUGGAGAGCCGCUCUAUAACUUCACCUACGGUUCUGAUGGCGAACUGGCAAGUCUGGUCGACAAUUGCAACAAUACAGUCAAAAUAAGGAGGGAAGGGCUGGGCCAGGGAGGAGGAGCCGGCCUACUUCGACUGGUGCUCCUGCCAGAGAAUCAAGUGGUGACCUUGGGACUGGACCCAAGCGGAGGACUGCGUAGUGUGUCAGCCAUAGGCCAAGAGUUUGCCCUCAUGGGCUACAGCGGCAACACAGGCCUGCUCGCCACUAAAGCUGAUGAAACUGGAUGGACCACUUUUUACCAGUACGACAGCGAGGGUCGCCUGACCAAUGUGACAUACCCCACGGGCAUGGUGACGAGUCUCCAUCGUGAGAUUGAACGUUCUAUCACCAUCGAUAUCGAGAGCUCCAGCAGAGAUGACGACGUGACUGUUAUCACCAACCUGUCCUCUGUGGAAGCAUCAUACACUGUGGUACAAGACCAGGUAAGGAAUAAUUACCAGAUGUGCAACAAUGGGACCCUGAGAGUGAUGUAUGCCAAUGGAAUGGGGAUAAGUUUUCACACAGAGCCCCACAUCCUGGCAGGGUAUGUCAGCCCUACUAUUGGCCGCAGGAAUAUAACGCUUCCUACAGACAAUGGCCUAAAUUCCAUUGAAUGGCGUCUGCGUAAGGAGCAGACCAAAGGAAAAAUUACAGUGUUUGGCAGGAAGCUAAGGGCACAUAGUCGCAACCUCCUCUCCAUUGACUUUGAUCGUAACACGCGCACAGAGAAGAUUUACGAUGAUCACCGCAAGUUUACACUGCGCAUCAUGUACGAUGCUCAGGGCCGGCCGGCUAUGUGGUUGCCUAGCAGCAGCCUGGCAGUGGUCAAUGUGUCCUAUUCAUCCACUGGUCAGCUUGUUGGCCUGCAGAGGGGGGGCAUGAGUGAGAGAACUGAGUUUGAUCCCCAUGGACGCAUCCUGUCUCGCUCUUUUGUGGAUGGGAAGGUUUGGAGUUACAGUUACCUUGAUAAAUCCAUGGUAUUAUUGCUGCAGAGCCAAAAGCAGUACAUCUUUGAGUUUGAUACCUCAAACCGGAUCACAGCUGUCACCAUGCCAAGCGUCGCCCGCCACACCAUGUUCACACACGUAUCCAUCGGAUACAUCCGCAACACUUACAACCCACCGGAGAGCAAUGCCUCCAUCAUCCACGACUUCACCGAAGACGGCAGGCCUCAGGCCACACAUUACCUGGGCACCGGCCGGCGUGUCCUCUACAAAUACGGCAAGCUGGCCAAGUUGGGCGAGAUUGUGUAUGACAGCACUGCUGUCACAUUUGGCUACGAUGAGACAGCAGGCGUGCUGAAGAUGGUCAAUCUACAGAGCGGUGGCUUCUCUUGUACCAUCCGCUAUCGUAAAAUGGGCCCGCUCAUCGACAAGCAAAUCUAUCGCUUCAGUGAGGAGGGGAUGGUCAACGCAAGGUUCGAUUACGCCUACCAUGACAACAGCUUCCGAAUUGCAAGCAUGAAGCCAGUCAUCAGUGAAACGCCUCUACCCGUGGACCUCUACAGAUAUGAUGAAAUCUCUGGCAAGGUGGAACACUUUGGAAAGUUUGGAGUCAUUUACUAUGACAUUAAUCAGAUCAUCACCACAGCUGUUAUGACGCUGAGUAAGCAUUUCGACACCCACGGACGCAUCAAGGAGGUCCAGUAUGAGAUCUUCCGUUCCCUCAUGUACUGGAUGACGGUGCAGUACGACAGCAUGGGACGGGUGGUAAAAAGGGAGCUUAAAAUCGGGCCCUAUGCCAACACCACUCAGUAUCGCUAUGAUUAUGAUGGAGACGGACAGCUCACUGGGGUCAAGGUGAACGACUGGUCAACAUGGCGUUACAGCUAUGACCUGAACGGUAACCUUCAUCUGCUGAACCCUGGGAACAGCGCUCGGAUCAUGCCGCUGCGCUAUGACCUCCGUGAUCGCAUCACACGGCUGGGAGAUGUCCAGUACCGCCUGGACGAGGAUGGUUACCUCAGCCAGCGCGGUUUUGACAUGUUCGAUUACAAUUCAAAGGGUCAGCUCUUGAGGGCCUACAAUCGGGGCCCUGGUGGCUGGAGUGUUGUUUAUCACUACGAUGGGUUGGGCCGCAGGGUCUCGACAAGGAACAGCCUUGGUCAGCACCUACAGUUCUUUUAUGCUGAUCUCAACCACCCAACUAGAGUGACACACAUUUUCAACCACUCAAGUUCAGAAAUCUCUUCACUCUACUAUGACCUCCAGGGCCAUGUCUUUGCUAUGGAGGUAAGCAGUGGAGAGGAAUAUUACAUAGCAUCUGACAACACCGGCACACCGUUGGCUGUUUUUAGCAGCAAUGGACAGAUGAUCAAACAAGUGCAGUACACAGCAUAUGGAGAGGUUUAUUUGGACUCCAACCCAGAAUUCCAGCUUGUGGUCGGAUUUCAUGGUGGUCUGUAUGACGCCCUGACCAAGCUGGUCCACUUCACCCAGCGUGACUAUGAUGUCCUGGCUGGGCGCUGGACUUCACCUGACUACAGCAUCUGGCCCAAGAUUGGCAAAGAUCCCGCUCCAUUUAAUCUAUACAUGUUCAAGAACAACAAUCCCCUCAGUGACAUGUUAGAUGUAAAAAAUUACGUCACAGAUGUGAAGAGCUGGCUGGUGAUGUUUGGCUUCCAACUUAGUAACAUAAUCCCAGGAUUCCCUCGACACUCGCUCUACUUUGUGGAGCCACCGUACGAGCUGCAGGCUACCCAGCACUGUGAGAAUGGACAGCUAAUCACUGGUGUGCAGCAGGCGGCGGAGCGUCACAACCAAGCAUUCAUGGCUCUAGAGGGUCGUCUUCUCAACAAGGAACGGCGUAGACGAAAGGACAAGCCCGGCCACUGGUUCGGCACCAGCACCCCCAUCAUAGGCCGUGGAGUGAUGCUGGCCCUCAAGGAAGGCAGAGUGGUCGCUGGUGUGUCAGCUUUGGCCAGUGAUGACAGCCGCAAAGUGGCUCUUGUGCUGAAUGGCGCCCAGUACCUGGAAGGCACCCACUACACGCAGGACGGGAAGGACUGCCACUACUUUGUGAAAAUUGGCUCCGCUGACAGCGACCUCUUGGCCUUGGGGCUUACGAAUGGCCGCAAGUCACUGGAGAGCGGCAUCAACGUGACAGUAAGCGGCCGCUCCAGGAGAGGGGUGACGGUGGAGUUUGCAGUGCCAUCGUUUGUACUGAGCAUUCGCUACGGGCUCUCUGCUGACGUGGUGGACGAGGAGAAGGUUAGACUGUUGGAGUUGGCUCGGCAGAGGGCCUUGGCGGGGGCCUGGUCCAAGGAACAGCAGAGGGCCAGAGACGGAAAAGGAGGCAGUCGCCUCUGGACUGAGGGAGAGCGACAACAGCUCCUAACAACAGGCAGAGUACAAGGCUAUGAUGGCUACUAUGUACUUCCUGUUGAGCAGUAUCCAGAACUGGCUGACAGCAGCAACAAUAUCCAGUUCCUUAGACAGAACGAGAUGGGCAAGAGGUAACAGCCCACAAUGCAUCUGUCCUACUCAUCCUAACCCCUUUUUCCCUUCCCAGCCUCCUCGACCCUUUUUCUCUGAAGAUUUCAUCAACAAAUGGGGUUACUCAUGGAACGCUGCAGGGACUUUUGAAAAGAGUGACAGAAAACUACUAUUAAUUUUACUGCCAUAGGCAAAAAAAAAAAAAAAAAAGUAACAUUUCUUUUAAGGAAAAAAAAACUGAAUAAGUGAAAAGGCACUACUUAAUAAAUAAGAAGAUUCCCCUUUUUAAAAAAGAUGAUUGCUAUUUUCACCCAUAUUUUUUGGGUCACACUGAUAGCGCCCAUGAACAUAUGUGGAGCUCCGCUGGCUACUCUCUGUCUCUAAUGGACGCUGAAGGCAAAAGGACAAUAUUAUAGAGCACGCCAGUGUGUUGCCAUGACAACAACACAACUAAGGGAGGAAACCAGUCACAGACAAGGCAAUGUUAAAAAGUUUGUCCAGCACUAUGAGUCGUCACCUUGUCUCAGGCCUCCCAUUGUCCAUCACUGAGCAGUCCUGUGCACAUCCAAGCAAGCAAAAGAAAAGCUGAAGGCCUCCACGAACUGUUAAUGGACCAGAAAGUACACCAUAAAAAGCAAAAUGAAAAAAGAUGGCUAUAUUUGUGGACAGUGGCACCGACACAACAUUGCUUUUUUUUAAACCAGGAAAAUAAACAUGCUACUGCAUAUGUGUCUAACUACACUAAAUUUCAGGAUGUUGCGUAUUCCGUAGAUGCUGUAGUUUUGUACGUUUCAGUCGCAGUAGGAUUGUGAGACGUUCACCAAGGCACUUCUGUACAGAAGCCACCACUCACAAUAAAACAGAAAACAUGCUAAGAUGGUAUUUAUUUUACAUGACUAUUUUUUUUAAUUUAUUUAUUCUUAGAACUAUAUGACAAUCAUGAAUGAGUCAGUUUAAUUCAAAAUGAAUUUUAUUGUAUGAGUUCAUUUUCUUUUGUAAAUCAUGUACGUAUUCAAUGUUCAUUUUGUUUUUGUAUUAUUUUAGAUUGCUACCAGGGCAAAUAAUAGUCACUCUCUAAAAUAAUAAUUUAUGUAAUAAAGUGUUUAAAAUGGUUUAUACUCUAAAUAAAAGUCUUUAAAACUGUGAAAAUGAUUUUUCAAAAUAUAUUUCGAUGUACAGUGUAUAGACUUACCUUUAUGCAGCACAGUAGAAUAUUGUUCAGAAUAUCGAGUUUUAUAUUUCUAAGAGGAAGUGGCUUGUAAUGUGCAAAAUCUUUGGCUGGUAUUACUACUCUAGAGUUUUGUGGCACUCUGAUAUUGCAUAUCUAAAGCAUUGGUCUGCAGUUUUUAUGUUUGUUUGUUUUUCUUCAUUUCUUUGUUUUUGGAAACAAAGAUUUCUGACCUAGAUCCCAACAGCAGUAGCAGUAAUGGAUCCUCCUCACUGUGAAGAGACUCGUGAUGGAUGUCAAAUUGUACCAAAUCAGUAUUAUCAAAGGAUACCACGCUCACUAAAACGAGACUCUUCUGGGAACUAAUGAAUAAAACAUGAUUGUUUAUUUCAACCCAACAAUGUCUAGUUCACUUUCAUCUAAUGUUUUUAUUUUUAUUUUUUUGCACUACACAGUAAAUAUUCAUGCUUUCCCCCUUUUCUUGCUAAUUUCAACAGAGUCUACAUACUUUGAAAAGCAAGUCGUAUUUUAAAGCAAUCCGAGCUGAUGGUACCAGACAGUUCAACUGAUUUUAACAGCUUGCUCUUUCAUUGUUUAUUGGAAAUGUCCCUCACACAAUAUUUCUUUUUCAUGUUGUGCUUUUAGGGGGGGAAUAAACUACAUAAGACAAACCAA
Phyllopteryx taeniolatus (common seadragon) is the source of this 10878-nucleotide messenger RNA. RefSeq names its product teneurin transmembrane protein 2a (gene tenm2a). The transcript is spliced from 40 exons. Bases 510 to 9059 code for a protein of 2849 amino acids. Gene Ontology annotation, biological process: neuron development; signal transduction; heterophilic cell-cell adhesion. The record is from RefSeq and is a predicted model, not a curated record. Gene Ontology annotation, molecular function: protein homodimerization activity; calcium ion binding; cell adhesion molecule binding. Gene Ontology annotation, cellular component: membrane; neuron projection. Lineage: Eukaryota; Metazoa; Chordata; Actinopteri; Syngnathiformes; Syngnathidae.